AUGGCGGAAAAUAUGGUUCAUCUGGAUGUGCAGAAGGCCGGCUGCCAAUCAAUUCUGUCUAGCAAUGGCGACCAGCUAGCCGUAAUCGUUAGCGACUCAGGAGGCGAGGACAGUUCCGAGUUCUGUUCGGAUAGCUCCUCCCCUUCCAAGAACAUUCAGUCAAGCAAGCCUGUAGUUUCUGGCCCAAUGGAUCACUGCGGUCUUCCUGCCGGGAGCACGUGUUCUGUAGCACGUGGAUGUGGGACUCUUCGAAUUUCCACUUCCAAUCUAGACAAAGAAGCAUCCGUAUCCCGCUGUCCAAGAUCAGUAUUCAAAGUCGAAUCCUUCUACCAAGCGCCAGACACCUUUUAUGCCUCCAAUUCAGUGACCUCAAAUUGCAGCGUAGGGGCCUUCCUAAAGCGACAAGCGCUCCUGUCUGCCAUUGGCAGCCUAGACAUGGGCCCACCUGGCAACGACCUAGGAUUCAAGCCUCACACAUCACCCAUCCUCCACUAUACCGGUGCGUGCCUCAAGGCUCUUCGCAACGGCCGCUGGUGCUGUUGUUGCUCAGGCAAUUUGCUUCUAUUACAGAACACAGCUGCAGCCUGUGAAAAACCUUCUAUUGUGUGCUAUUGCGGGUGUGCCUCAGCCCUCUUGCUUUCCUUCGUGAUGAUAGUUACCCUAUGGGGUUGCAUGGAUAUUGUCGUCGAGUUGGUGUCGGAAAGCAGCUCGAUAGAGCUUGUCUACUCUUAUGUAAUCGCGCUGGCAAUCGGUAUUGUGUUGACGAUCCUGCUGAAAUUAAUGGAAAAGCAUGGCUUCACGUUUCUCGUUUUUCCGACAAUGUUCGUGUCGCUUAUGACAAUUGUCGCUGCGUGGGGCAUUAUUGACGAGCUCAUAGAUAUCCUUGCCUGUGGGGAUCUGUAUAUUGCUGGACUAGUGUAUUUCGUAUGCUUUCUCCUGGCAGCGCUUCUCGUUUUCAUCCAUGCGUGCUUCUGUGAUAAGAGCUUUAGCGCGGAACUUCGUAGGCUCGUUUGCUACUAA
This is a messenger RNA of Cyclospora cayetanensis, 1020 nucleotides long. RefSeq lists its product as uncharacterized. The coding region runs from base 1 to 1020 and encodes 339 amino acids. The record is from RefSeq and is a predicted model, not a curated record. NCBI's taxonomy places the organism in Eukaryota, Apicomplexa, Conoidasida, Eucoccidiorida, Eimeriidae. The transcript has 5 exons.